AUGCCUACAUUAAAUCAAUUGAUUCGUCAUGGUAGAGAAGAAAAACGGCGCACGGACCGUACUCGAGCUUUGGAUCAAUGUCCCCAGAAGGAAGGAGUAUGCCCGCGUGUUUCAACGAGAACACCGAAAAAACCGAAUUCAGCUCUACGUAAGAUAGCCAAAGUACAGUUGAGCAAUAAACAUGAUAUAUUUGCUCACAUUCCAGGCGAAGGUCAUAAUUCGCAGGAACAUUCUAAGGUCUUAAUAAGAGGAGGUAGAGUCAAAGAUUUGCCAGGUGUGAAAUCCCAUUGUAUUCGAGGAGUCAGGGAUUUGCUGGGAAUUCCGGAUCGAAGAAGAGGCAGAUCAAAAUAUGGUGCGGAAAAACCCAAAUCGAUAUGA
Molecule: messenger RNA, 378 nt
Organism: Salvia miltiorrhiza (redroot sage)
Lineage: Eukaryota; Viridiplantae; Streptophyta; Magnoliopsida; Lamiales; Lamiaceae
Source: the annotation of a RefSeq genome assembly